AAAUAGAGAGAAACAGAACAAUGAGUUCACACUUUGACUACAAUAAUAGCAGUAAUUAUUAUCUGAAUGUGAAUCCAAUGGGCGCUCUCUCUUCACUGUCUUCAGUGAGCUAUUCGGGUGGCGCUGACCAGGCCUUCAAUGCUAUGCUUCAGUGCCACUCAGAAUCCAUUUACGAGACAUCGGCGCGACUCCUGUUUAUGGCCGUCAAAUGGGCCAAAAACUUGCCCUCAUUUGCAAACCUUACGUUCAGAGACCAAGUGAUUCUUCUGGAGGAGUCAUGGGCUGAGAUCUUUCUGUUGAGUGCCAUUCAAUGGUGUCUCCCCUUAGAGAAGUCACCCCUUUUCUCAAUCGCUAAUAUCCCGGACGGCACCGACCAUUCAUCGGAUAUACGAGUCUUGAACGACGCUCUCAAUAGAUUCCGAAACACUGGUGUCGAUCCGGCAGAGUUCGCCUGUUUGAAAGCUCUCGCACUUUUCAAACCAGAAGCCAGAGGACUAAAAGAUGUGAACCGAAUUGAGCACAUGCAGGACCAAGCACAAUUAAUGCUAUUACAACAUGUCAAAGCUCACAACCCAACCAACCCAACCAGGUUUGGAAAGUUAUUACUUUCGUUGCUAUCCUUACGGAUUAUAUCAUCCGAUAAAAUAGCAGACAUUUAUUUCCAGCGAACCAUAGGAAGCACUCCUAUGGAGAAGUUAUUGUGCGAUAUGUUUAAAUGU
Messenger RNA from Oppiella nova, 719 nucleotides. The record is from the annotation of a GenBank genome assembly. Lineage: Eukaryota; Metazoa; Arthropoda; Arachnida; Sarcoptiformes; Oppiidae.